CGAGCUGUUCCCUGCUGACUCAGUGCGUCCCUGAGAGGCUUCCCAGAUCUGACUGCGCCGAGCACGUCCCUAAAAGGAGCGGCCAGUCCGUGGGGACCCGCUGGAGAGAGGGCUGGGCUGGGAGCCUGAGAGUCGGGUCCGCUACUUCCCGGGAGCCGAGCGAGGGAGGCGCCGCAGACUUCCCUGGAGGGCCAGAGAGGCAGCCGGGGGCCAGCUUCAUCCGCGGGGCCUCUGCGCCCCGGGACUGCGCGGGCAGGGAGGCGAGGGGCGUGGGUGGGCUCUCCCACCACCUCCUGCCUGCGGCCGGGAGGGGAGGCAGCAUGCUGCGGGUGUUCAUCCUCUACGCAGAAAACACCCGAACCGGUGACAGCGACGUCAGCGAUGCCUACUGCUCGGUGGUGUUCCAAGGGGUGAAAAAGCGAACCAAGGUCAUCAAAAACAAUGUGAAUCCUGUGUGGAAUGAGGGAUUUGAGUGGGAUUUGAAAGGCAUCCCCUUGGACCAUAGCUCUGAGCUGCACGUGGUGGUAAAAGACCAUGAGACAGUCGGAAGAAACAGGUUCCUGGGGGAAGCUCGAGUCCCACUCCGGGAUGUCCUCACCACCCCAAGUUUGGCUGCCAGCUUCAAUGCGCCGCUUCUGGACACCAAGAAACAGCCGACGGGUGCAUCUCUGGUGCUGCAGGCAUCCUACACCCCUCCUCCUGGUGCUGCGCCCCUGUUCCCUCCCCCUGCAGCGCUGGACACCUCUCCUUCCCUGACUGAGAUGGAUGCGGGGGCUGGUAUGGGACAGAGCCAUGAGGAGACAUGGUCCCUGCUGAGCGAAAGCACCGUGGACACCAGAUACUCAGGGAGGAAGUGGCCAGCCCCCGUGGACACAGGGGGAGAGGAGGACAUGGAAGACCAGGGUCUCACUGGAGAUGAGACAGAGCCAUCUCAGGACAAGAGUGCUCCCCCUGGGCCCGGGGGACCAGCAGCCCCGAAGAAGCCCCUCCACCCACCGCCGCACCAUCCGGGGGUCAAGAGGAAAAGAGGCUCGGCCAAAAAGCUAUUAUCAGACAAACCUCAGGACUUCCAGAUCAGGGUACAGGUGAUAGAGGGACGCCAGUUACCUGGGGUGAACAUCCGGCCAGUGGUCAAAGUCACAGCUUCUGGUCAGACCAAGAGGACAAGAAUCCGCAAAGGCAACAGUCCAGUCUUUGAUGAGACCCUUUUCUUCAAUGUCUUUGACUCUCCAGCAGAGCUGUUUGAUGAACCCAUCUUUAUCACAGUGGUCGAUUCCCGUUCACUCAGGACAGAUGCUCUUAUUGGGGAGUUUCGGAUGGACAUUGGCUCAGUUUACGCAGAACCCAGACACGCCUAUCUCAGGAAGUGGCUGCUACUUUCAGAUCCUGAUGACUUCUCUGCCGGAGCCAAAGGUUACUUAAAAGUCAGCCUUUUUGUGCUGGGUUCAGGAGAUGAAGCCCCUUUGGAAAGGAAAGAGCCCACGGAAGACAAGGAAGACAUCGAGGGAAAUCUCCUUCGUCCCACCGGCAUAGCUCUGCGUGGGGCCCAUUUUUGUCUGAAGAUCUUCCGGGGUGAAGAUCUGCCCCAGAUGGAUGAUGCCGUGAUGGACAACGUAAAGCAGAUAUUUGGGUUUGAAAGCAACAAGAAGAAUCUUGUCGACCCCUUUGUGGAAGUCAGCUUUGCAGGAAGGAUGCUCUGCAGUAAGAUUUUGGAGAAGACAGCCCAUCCUCAGUGGAACCAAAGUAUCACACUGCCAGCCAUGUUUCCCUCAAUGUGUGACAAGAUGAGGAUUCGAGUCAUGGAUUGGGAUCGCCUCACUCAUAACGACAUCGUGGGCACCACUUACCUGUGUAUGUCGAAAAUAUCUGCAUCUGGAGGAGAAAUAGAAGUUGAUGAUGGCCUGGGUUUCCUCCCCACCUUUGGACCCUGCUACGUGAACCUUUAUGGCAGUCCCAGAGAAUUCACUGGAUUUCCUGACCCCUAUGAGGAACUCAAUCUAGGCAAGGGUGAAGGCGUGUCCUAUCGUGGCCGGCUGCUGGUGUCCCUGGAGACGAAGCUGGUGGAACACACAGAGCAGCGGGUGGAUGACAUUCACGCGGAUGACAUCCUCCGGGUGGAGAAGUACCUCAGAAGGCGGAAAUACUCCCUGUUCGCCACCUUCUACUCGGCUACCAUGCUUCAGGAUGUCGACGAUGCCAUACAGUUUGAGGUCAGCAUUGGUAAUUACGGGAACAAGUUUGACAUGACCUGCCUCCCGCUGGCCUCCACCACCCAGUACAGCCGAGCAGUCUUCGACGGAUGUCACUACUACUAUUUGCCUUGGGGCAACGUGAAGCCUGUGGUUGUGCUGUCCUCAUACUGGGAGGACAUCAGCCACCGGACUGACACGCAGAACCAGCUGCUGAGUAUCGCGGACCGACUGGAAGCUGGCCUGAAUCAGGUCCAUGUAGCUCUCAAGGCUCAGUUCUCAGCCGAAGACCUCGAUGGCCUGGUAGCUCAGGUGAUCGACAACCUCAUCUCUGACUGCAGUCAGCCUUUGGUGGAUGUCAGGGAGAAGCCUUCAGCCACGCACCUGGACCACUACCUGUACCGACUUCGAACCAGCAACCUGACCCAGAUCAUGCACGCUGCCCUUGAGCUGAAGCAUGCCAGCGCCCACGAGGACCUGGCGGCGGCCCUGGAGCAGGCAGAAGACUGGCUUCUGCGGCUCCGAGCCCUGGCCGAGGAGCCCCAGAACAGCCUGCCCGACGUGGUGAUCUGGAUGCUUCAGGGGGACAAGCGCGUGGCUUACCACCGUGUGCCGGCCCACGAGAUCCUCUUCUCCCGGCGCGGGGCCAAGUGCUGUGGCAAGAACUGUGGGAGACUGCAGACGGUAUUUCUGAAAUACCCGAUGGAGGGAGUGAAGGGCUCCAAGAUGCCAGCCCAGAUCCGGGUCCAGCUCUGGUUUGGUCUUUCGGUGGAUGAGAAGGAGCUUAACAAGUUUGCUGAGGGGAAGCUCUCUGUCUUUGCUGAAACUUAUGAGAAUCAGACAAAGCUGGCCUUGAUGGGGACCUGGGGGACCGUGGGCCUCACCUACCCCAAGUUCUCUGAUGUCACUAGCAAGAUCAAACUGCCCAAAGACAGCUUCCGUCCAUCUGCUGGCUGGGACUGGGCUGGGGACUGGUUUGUGAGUCCCGAGAAAACGCUGCUUCACGAUGUAGAUGCUGGUCACCUGAGCUUUGUUGAGGAGGUGUUUGAGAACCAGACUCGACUGCCCGGAGGCCAGUGGAUUUACAUGAGUGACAAUUACACAGAUGUGAAUGGGGAGAAGGUGCUUCCCAAGGAUGAUAUCGUCUGCCCUGUGGGGUGGAAGUGGGAAGAUGAAGAAUGGUCCACAGAUCUCAACCGAGCUGUUGAUGAACUAGGCUGGGAAUAUGGCCUCACCAUCCCACCUGACCGCAAGCCGAAGCACUGGGUUCCAGCAGAGAAGAUGUAUCACACCAGCCGACGGCGCCGCUGGGUACGUCUUCGAAGAAGAGACAUCAACCAGAUGGAGGCACUGAUAAAGCACAGAAAGGCAGAGUCGGAGGGUGAGGGAUGGGAAUAUGCUUCUCUCUUUGGCUGGAAGUUCCACCUGGAGUAUCGAAAGACGGAUGCCUUCCGCCGUCGCCGAUGGCGCCGUCGCAUGGAGCCCCUGGAGAAGACCGGAGCUGCCGCCGUCUUUGCCCUGGAAGGAGCGCUGGGUGGUGUGGUAGAUGACAAGAGCGAAGAUUCCAAGUCAGUGUCUACCUUGAGUUUUGGCGUCAACAGGCCCACGAUUUCCUGCAUCUUUGAUUAUGGGAACCGCUAUCAUCUCCGCUGUUACAUGUACCAGGCACGAGAUCUGCCCGCCAUGGACAAGGACAGCUUUUCUGACCCAUACGCCAUUGUCUCCUUCCUCCACCAAAGCCAGAAGACGGUGGUGGUGAAGAACACGCUGAAUCCCACCUGGGACCAGACACUCAUCUUCUACGAGAUUGAGAUCUUUGGGGACCCCAAGACUGUCGCAGAGAACCCUCCCAGCAUUGUGGUGGAGUUGUACGAUCAUGACACCUACGGUGCUGAUGAGUACCUAGGGCGCUGCAUCUGCCGACCGAGUCUGCAUCAGGCACCAAGGCUGACGUGGUUCCCAAUUUCGAGGGGAGGCCGGCCUGCUGGGGAGCUGCUUGCAGCCUUUGAACUCAUCCAGAGGGAGAAGCCGGCGAUCCAUCACAUCCCUGGUUUUGAGACGAAUGAGAUUGCUGGUGUCGUGGAUGAGCUGUGCGCACCUGCCUUCUUCCUCCAGGGCCUCAUCCAAACGACUGGGGACACAGACCUGCCAUACCCUCCCCCCCAGAGAGAGGCGAACAUCUACGUGGUGCCCCAAGGCAUCAAGCCGAUUCUUCAGCGAACCGCCAUCGAGAUCCUGGCCUGGGGCCUCCGGAAUCUGAAGAGCUACCAGCUGUCCAACAUCACGUCCCCAAGCUUGGUGGUGGAGUGCGGGGAUCAGGUGGUUCAGUCCUGCGUGAUCAAGAACAUCAGGAAGAACCCCAACUUUGAUGUCAGCACCCUCUUCAUGGACGUGCGGCUGCCUCGUGAGGAGCUGUACUGCCCACCCAUCAUCAUCAAAGUCAUUGACAACCGCCAGUUUGGACGGCGGCCUGUGGUGGGCCAGUGCACGAUCCAUUCACUGGAGCAGUUUCUGUGUGACCCGUACUCGUCCGAGAACCCCCCUCCUGAGAUGGGCUCUGAUGACAUUAGCCUCCUGACCCCCCGGGAUGAAGUGCUGAUCGACAUUGAUGAUAAGGAGCCUCUCAUCCCUGUCCAGCUUGCAGACGGUAUGAUUGGCUCAGACCCCAUUAACUUGGCAUCUUCUUCAUCCCGUGUCCAUGAGGAGGAGUCCGUUGAUUGGUGGAGUAAAUUCUAUGCCUCAACUGGAGAGAACGAAAAAUGUAGAGCCUACCUGGAGAAGGGGUUUGAUACUCUGCAGGUGUAUGACACUGAACUGGAGAAUGUGGAAGGCUUUGAGGGUUUUUCUGACUUUUGUAAUACCUUCAAACUAUACCGGGGGAAGACCCAGGAGGAGAUGGAAGACCCAUCUGUAAUUGGGGAGUUCAAGGGACUGUUCAAAAUCUAUCCCCUUCCAGAUGACCCAGCUGUCCCCUUGCCCCCGAGGCAGUUUCACCAGCUGCCUGCCCAGGGGCCCCAGGAGUGUCUCGUCCGGGUUUAUAUCAUCCGAGCUUUUGGCCUGCAGCCCAAGGAUCCCAAUGGAAAGUGUGACCCUUACAUCAAGAUUUCUGUGGGGAAAAAAUCAGUGAAUGACCAGGACAAUUACAUCCCCUGCACUCUGGAACCUGUGUUUGGAAAGGUGUUUGAACUGACCUGCACCCUGCCACUGGAGAAGGACCUCAAGAUCAUGCUGUAUGAUUAUGACCUCCUCUCUAAGGAUGAGAAGAUUGGGGAGACGGUCAUCGACCUGGAGAACCGAUUCCUGUCCAAGUUUGGUGCACGAUGUGGUCUCCCCCAGACCUACUGCAUCUCGGGACCGAAUCAAUGGAGAGACCAGCUUCGCCCGACUCAGCUCCUGCAUCUGUUUUGCCAGCAGAACAAGGCCAAAGCCCCCGUGUACCACCAGGACCGGGUGGUGUUCCAGGACACAGAGGUCACCCUCGAAGACAUCGAGAACGGCAAGAUUGCGAAUCCUCACCUGGGUCCAGUGGAGGAGCGGCUGGCGCUGGCUGUCCUGAGGCAGCAGGGCCUUGUUCCUGAGCACGUGGAGAGCCGGUCCCUCUACAGCCCCCUGCAGCCAGACAUUGAGCAG
Messenger RNA from Trichosurus vulpecula (common brushtail), 5819 nucleotides. RefSeq names its product dysferlin (gene DYSF). Gene Ontology annotation, biological process: T-tubule organization; negative regulation of phagocytosis; plasma membrane repair. Gene Ontology annotation, molecular function: calcium ion binding; calcium-dependent phospholipid binding. The record is from RefSeq and is a predicted model, not a curated record. Gene Ontology annotation, cellular component: membrane; cytoplasmic vesicle; T-tubule. NCBI's taxonomy places the organism in Eukaryota, Metazoa, Chordata, Mammalia, Diprotodontia, Phalangeridae.